Molecule: messenger RNA, 1218 nt
Organism: Sphenostylis stenocarpa
Lineage: Eukaryota; Viridiplantae; Streptophyta; Magnoliopsida; Fabales; Fabaceae
Source: the annotation of a GenBank genome assembly
AUGGUAGCAUCGGACGGUGGCGGUGGUGGGAAAUUGACGAAGCUUCUGGGUUUGGGCUAUUGGGUGCAAGGAUUCAGGUGUUUUCCAUGGUUGGUUGUGAGUUUCUACCUCAAGGAUGGCCUCAAUGUGGACCCUUCCACUCUUCAAAUUCUUCAGAAUUCUGCCAAUCUUCCCAUGGUUGGGAAGCCCCUCUAUGGCCUCGUUUCAGACUCUGUCUACAUCUCAGGCCAGCACCGAGUUCCCUACAUCGCCUUUGGAGCUUUGUUGCAGGCACUGUCAUGGCUAAUGAUAGCAAUAUCUCCGUCAAACAUGUCUAUUUUCACUAUAUCCAUAUACCUCCUUCUUAGUAAUCUAGGUGCUUCAAUAGCAGAGGUUGCAAAUGAUGCCAUUGUUGCAGAGAAGGCUAAACAGACUCCUUCCUCAACCAAGCACCCCCAACCAUCCUCCUCAGGCAACCUCCAAUCGUUUGUUUGGAUAGCUUCCUCUGCAGGAGGAGUCCUUGUUCGUGAGAGUUCUCUUGGGCUCCCAAAGAGUCCAUCUGUUGGGAUAAGGAAUCAGCUUUCACAGCUAUUGGUUGCUCUAAGAAAGCCUGAAAUUGCGUACUCAAUAUCAUGGUUUACCGCAUCUUAUGCCAUUAUUCCUGCCCUUACAGGCACCAUGUUCUUUUACCAAACACAGCACUUGAAAAUAAACUCAUCAGUAUUGGGUAUCUCCAAGGUGUUUGGUCAGGCAACAAUGCUCCUAUGGGGCAUCAUAUAUAACCAAUACUUCAAAUCUGUCCCACCAAGGAAACUGAUAUCAGCCAUUCAAGCUAUGAUGGCAUUCUUCAUGAUUUCAGAUUUCUUGUUUGUUCGAGGUUUUUAUCGACAAAUGGGUGUGCCAGACUCACUAUACGUGGUGAUUUUCUCAGGAUUCUUGGAGGUUUUAUUUUUUUUCAAGAUUCUGCCAUUCAGUGUCCUAAUAGCACAGAUGUGUCCACGAGGAUGUGAGGGGUCUAUAAUGGCUUUUCUUAUGUCCUCCGUAGCCCUGGCCUUCAUUGUCAGUGGAUACCUUGGUGUUGCACUUGCAUCAUAUAUUAAGAUAACAGGAACUGACUUUUCAGGCUUUCCACAUGGACUUCUUAUACAAGCUGCAUGCACUCUCUUGCCAACUUUUUGGUCAUCAUGGAUAUCUGAUAAGGUAGAAUCAAAAGCAAAGCGAAAAGACAAACAUAAUUAA